Aureobasidium vineae is the source of this 1191-nucleotide messenger RNA. Lineage: Eukaryota; Fungi; Ascomycota; Dothideomycetes; Dothideales; Saccotheciaceae. The record is from the annotation of a GenBank genome assembly.
AUGGCAUCUCUUCUUGUUGUUAGAGAUCUCCUUGAGAAGAGGAGUCAGGUCUCUAGCGAGACAGAUUUGUCAAUAAUAUCAAUCACCUGGGGCUUCACACUCGGAUUCGGCUUCUUGACGACAUGGACUGCCAUCAAGCAGACAAGACACAUGUGGAAGAGGCGCAACGGACACCUUAAUCAUCCUUAUAUCUGGAUGGUAUGGGCUGAGCUUGCAUCAAGUCUUGGACUGAGUAUCGUGUGUUGGCUUGUCUUACAAGGACCUCUUCCUCUCAAUAUUCUAUCCUUCUGGGUAGUACAGGUGCAUUGUCUAUUCCAAAUCAUCAUCAACCGUGUCUCAAUCUUGAUGAUCAAUCGGAGGCGAGCAAAACAACUCAAGAUCGCUACCACAGUCGGCAUCCUAUGUCUCAACAUCAGUGUCUUCUGUAUCUGGAUCCCUGCGAAACUACAAGUCAACGAGACGUACGAGAAGCUCAACGUUGUUUGGGACCGAAUUGAGAAGGUCAUCAUCCUCAUUGUCGAUGCUGGGCUUAACUACUACUUUAUCCGCGUGGUCAAGAAGCAACUUAUCAAACCUGGUCUUACCAAGUACAAGCCGCUUGUCAAGUUCAACAACUACAUGAUUUUGCUCUCGCUGGCGAUGGAUUGUUUGAUUAUUGGCAUGCUGUCCUUGAAGAACCCGUUGGUGUAUCUGAUGCUCAAGAUCGAGCUUUCAAUGGCCGAGCUCAUCGCCAUCGUUGCUCGAGGAAACCAAGAUAAUGGCCAAAUACGCUUCAACAACCCCGAGAGCUCAAACGGCACAAUCAGCGCCAAAGGCUACACCUUCAACACCCAGACCAGCCAAAGCAAACGAGCAUCCAUACAGAAAUCCUCCAUCACCCAANNCGACGUCGAGCUCGGCCACGUUAGACCGCAGACGCCAGAAAUGCACAGCCACUUCGGAAUUAUCGAAGAGGAAGAAUCUGUGCGCAACCACGAAUCCGAGGAUAUCGCUGAGGGCUUUGUGGUGCACAGACGUAACGAAAUCACAGUCGAAGUCGAGAGCGCNACCUCGGAGCGAUCUGAAAAGACUACCGACGGCCAAGGCGAGAACUUUGACUCGAGGAGACAUACCUCCGACAGUGAUGAGGCGCCCUUGCGCAAACCUACAAACAACAUGGGUCUCAACACAAAGGUCUGGGGCCGCUACUAG